ACAACUCUCGAGUUAUUGCCCGCUAGUGGAACUCUUUUGUUUAACCAUCAACAAUGUCGUUGGUCACCCAAACUGGCCUUCGAUGCUUUAAACGACUGAUUCCGCAGAUUGCAUCAAGGGGUUAUUCCACAGCAGACCCAGAUACCCCAGGAGCUUUAGUGGCCCCUAUAGAGAGAACAGCAGAAGUACGAGCACCAAAGAGAGAAAUAUUGGUACCAGAGCAGGCUGAUAUUUCAUGUCUGACUGGAGUACCUGAGGAACACAUAAAGACUAGACGAGUUCGGAUCUUUGUUCCUGCCAAGAAUGCCAUGCAGUCUGGUGUGUUUGGGACAAGGCGAUGGAAAAUUGAGUUUGACACACGUGAGAGAUGGGAAAACCCAUUGAUGGGAUGGGCUUCAAGUGCUGAUCCUCUGUCCAAUAUGGCAGUAGAAUUCAGAUCUCCAGAGGAUGCUAUGGACUUCUGUGAAAAGAAUGGAUGGGAGUACUAUUUAGAAGAGAAAAAGGAGCCCAAAUUCAAACCUAAAUCAUAUGGAGCUAAUUUCAGCUGGAACAAAAAAACAAGGGUGUCCACAAAAUAGUUUUAUGACAGAGCUUGUUAUGGUCAAAAAGGGACUUGAAAUAAAAAUUAUUUGUAAAUAAGAUUGAAAAUAAAUUAUGUGUAAACUGAUAA
This is a messenger RNA of Saccostrea echinata, 670 nucleotides long. RefSeq names its product NADH dehydrogenase [ubiquinone] iron-sulfur protein 4, mitochondrial-like. The transcript is spliced from 5 exons. The record is from RefSeq and is a predicted model, not a curated record. Gene Ontology annotation, biological process: electron transport chain. The coding region runs from base 54 to 578 and encodes 174 amino acids. NCBI's taxonomy places the organism in Eukaryota, Metazoa, Mollusca, Bivalvia, Ostreida, Ostreidae.